Molecule: messenger RNA, 1662 nt
Organism: Aricia agestis (brown argus)
Lineage: Eukaryota; Metazoa; Arthropoda; Insecta; Lepidoptera; Lycaenidae
Product: translation initiation factor IF-2-like
Exons: 4
Coding region: 1-1662 (553 amino acids)
Source: RefSeq, a predicted model, not a curated record
AUGCGCCUCAUGUUCCUGCGCAUCGCGACACCGCCGGUGAAGGAUGGCCUGAACAAGCCCCCCGGCUUGCCCGCACUCUCGGAGAAGACGCGCCGUAAGAGGCGCUCUGACGACGACGUGACACCGCCCCUCAGCAAAGGGGCCGUGCCAAAAGCCAAGAGAGGACGCGGCCGCCCGCCAACGACUGGACAAUAUGUCGGUCUGGCGAAGGCGCAGGCCGACCUGAAUAGAGAGAAGGAGGAGGCCCUUCGACUCCAGGCGGAGGAAGAGGUUGCCGAGGCGGCCAGGGCGGCGCGAGAGACGCGCUCUUCGCUCCUCGCGAGCCCCGCCCCCAUGGAAGAAGACAGGCCAGAGCAGACCAUCCACGCUCUGGCCCAAUGUGUUGAGACUUCGCUGGGAACGAUCUCCAUGGUCGCAGCGAAGUCGAACAACCUGAAGGGGACAUUCCAACGUCUUCUGAAGGAGGCGGUCAGUGACAUACGCACUACCGUCGCCGCUAUGAAGAACCGCGGAGCGACGGAAGAGAUACGAGCCCUUGAAGCUCAGAAUGCGCGGCUCCAACAAGAAGUGGAGUCUAUGCGCAAGGAGUUAGAGGCGCUGCGUCAAAAAGUGUCGAAGCCGGCCGAGCAGGACAUGCGCCAGCUGUUGUCUGAGGUCUCUCGUUCUAACGUAGAGACCUUCAGCAAUAUGCUGAACGCUCGGCUGGCCGGACUGGAGAGUCGGCUCCUCCCAGAGCCUCGACUGCGACCUCCGCUUGCGGCGGACAGAGCCCGGAGUGUUACCCCGGCCACCGUCGAAAGUGUAGAGGCAAUACCGGAGCAGACGCCGGGGACCCCGAAGCCAAAAGCCAAGGGGAAACCGGCCCAAAAGAAGACGCGGCAGCCCGUCGCCACAGAGGCCCCACAAGAGGCCCCUGCCGCGCCCGAGGCGCCCAAGGCCAAAAAGGGCCGAAAGAAGAAGAAGCGGCCGUCAAUGGCUGCUCAGGAGGCGGCACAAGGGGGAGCGACCAUCAGCUCCCCUGGUACAGAGACCCCUUGGACCACGGUGGGUCCGAAGGGUGGGAAGAAGAAGGGGGCGGCUACACCAUCUACAGCCCCCCCGAAGAAGAAGAAGAAGCCGAGGCUCCGCGUCCCCGCCACUGCGGCCGCGCUUGAGACGGCCCGGCGGGCGGUGAACAUCGCGGAGUUCGAUAUUCCGCAAGUCCGCUUCCGCCGGGCCCGAACUGGAGGGCGCCUCCUCACUAUCGCCGGCGAGGGUGCAGAGAAGAAGGCGGACGCCUUUGCCGCGAGGCUGAGGACCGUCCUGCCUCAGGAAGUGAAAGUCGGGCGGCCAGCUGCUUGCGCGGAGAUGCGCAUCGCCGGCCUUGACGACUCUGUGACGGCCGCCGAAAUCAUGGAAGCGGUCGCACUUGAAGGGGAGUGCCUGGCCGGCGAUGUCCGGCCGGGGCACAAGGCGGCGGAGUGCGGGGCAGCGGAGCCGAACUGCUCCCUGUGCGAGGCCGCUGGCAGAGUUGAAAGGGGGCACGAGCUGGGCAGAUGUCCAUCUGCCAAAAAGCCGGCCCCCGGAGAAGACAAGGCGCCGACCAAAAAAGCCCGACAGAAGUCGAGGCCAAGGGGCGCGCGGGCCCCGCUCGCUCCCGCCCGAAUGGAGACGGACGCCUAG